CGACAGAAUGAUGUCAUCACGAUACCAGCAUCAAUUGGCUUUCUCAGCAAAGUGAAAGCGGAAUGAUUGAGGAGAGUGGGAAGAGGAGAAGGACGAUGGCAGAGAAGAGACAGCUGUUCAUGGAAAUGAGGGCUCAGAAUUUUGAUGUCAUCAGACUUUCAACAUAUCGGACUGCCUGCAAAUUGAGAUUUGUGCAGAAAAGAUGUAAUCUUCAUCUUGUUGAUAUCUGGAAUAUGAUUGAAGCUUUCCGAGACAAUGGCCUUAAUACAUUGGAUCACAACACAGAGAUCAAUGUUUCUCGACUAGAAACAAUAAUUUCAUCCAUCUACUACCAGCUAAAUAAACGCCUUCCUUCUACUCACCAGAUCAGUGUGGAGCAAUCCAUUAGCCUUCUCCUCAACUUUAUGAUAGCAGCAUAUGACAGUGAGGGCCAUGGGAAGUUGACAGUAUUUUCCGUUAAAGCUAUGUUAGCAACCAUGUGUGGUGGGAAAAUACAAGACAAACUAAGAUAUGUUUUCUCCCAAAUGUCAGAUUCCAAUGGAUUGAUGAUAUUUACAAAGUUUGAUCAGUUUUUGAGAGAAGUGUUAAAACUUCCAACAGCUGUAUUUGAAGGGCCUUCUUUUGGAUACACAGAACAUUCUGUACGGACAUGUUUCCCACAGCAAAAAAAGAUAAUGCUAAAUAUGUUUUUAGACACAUUGAUGGUUGAUCCACCCCCCCAGUGCCUUGUGUGGCUACCUCUCAUGCACAGACUUGCACACGUUGAAAACGUCUUCCAUCCUGUGGAAUGUUCAUAUUGUCGCUGUGAGAGCAUGAUGGGUUUCCGGUACCGAUGCCAGCAGUGCCACAACUACCAGCUGUGUCAAAACUGUUUUUGGCGUGGCCAUGCAAAUGGCCCUCAUAGCAACCAACAUCAGAUGAAGGAGCAUUCCUCUUGGAAAUCGCCUGCAAAGAAGCUGAGCCAUGCAAUUAGUAAAUCUCUCGGUUGUGUGCCCACUAGAGAGCCACCUCAUCCAGUAUUCCCAGAACUGCCAGAGAAGCCACUUGAUCUAGCUCAUAUCGUGUGAGUAUCCAUUUGUAUGUAUCUUUCCCUUAACCACAAACUAAGUCAAUAACAAUCAGCUGUUCAUGGAUAUGUUUGAGGGCAAAAUUUGGGGGGUUUAGUUCCAUUUGGAUUGACCAUUGAGUUUUUAAGAGGGGUGGUUUUGUAAGUCAGAAAGGAUCCACUAAACAUAUUUAUUAUUUCACAUGCGUUCUCUCAAAAUAUGUUAAAUAAGUAAAUCAGUAUUCUGUCAGCAGAAGAAUGACUGACACAUAGGCUAUGUCUACAC
This is a messenger RNA of Pelodiscus sinensis (Chinese soft-shelled turtle), 1331 nucleotides long. NCBI's taxonomy places the organism in Eukaryota, Metazoa, Chordata, Testudines, Trionychidae. The record is from RefSeq and is a predicted model, not a curated record.